AUGCGCCCUUGCCUGCUUUCGCCGCGCGCGGCGCCGACUUGCGCUUGCUGGAUGUGGCCCCUCUUCCUGGUUUGUGGCCCUUCGCGCCCGCCACGCCGGCGAAGUUGCAUGUGUGGUCGGCUCUUGGUUGCGGUGUGGGUUUGGCCCCGGCCCGCAUUUGUUGUCGCGGCGCCGGGCUACAUUAUUUUCGGCCGCGGCCGGUUCCCGCUUGCCUUCAUUGCUUGGCCCCACUCGAAGCCAGCCACGCCCGAUCACGUACCAGCGUGCGCGCUACUGAAGAUCUGCUCCAGAAAGAGAUGAAUGCAGCAGGUCUCUCGGCAUCUUUCAGCCGGAGGAACUCUAACUACCUACGACCCUCAAUCCGGUUCGGCGCAAUGCCUGGAUCAUUUAUCAGCCCGUACUGUUGUGCGGCUUGUGUUCUGGUUUUCACCCUCAUCUUUGUCAGGCAGUUGUUGGUCGUCUGUUCUAUCUUUAUCUUGUAUGUAAUCUCUUUGGCAUUUCAUGGCAGAUCGCUCCCAAUUGAGUAGCAGUCCUCGCGCAGGUUUGUAUUGUGCUCGCACCUAUGUAUCAAUUAUACGCGACGUGAUGGGGCAACUAACGAAAGGGCUGCCUCGUGCCCCUGGGCUCCCUCAACUCCCGUUUGUAAAACAACAGCCGUGCUGGUGGAGCAGAAGCACCGUCACAUUGCAAAACAAUGGGACUCACCGCAGUGCGGCAGAUGCUCUUGCAGGUCCGGGAUCCUUUCAUACCACAUACAUAAUACAACAAACCAUCACUCGGCUGAUGUCCAGCUCGUCUUGUUCCUCCACAAAUCUUCCCAACUCACAACCGUAUUGCCCGCUGCCUAUGCGGAAGGUAACAAGAACAAACGCCUCCCCCCUCCGACCACUCUUCUCUCCUUCCCCCAUCCUCCUCGGCCCGAAGAAGAAGAACGCGGGCGGCGGCAAGGACGCCGGGCAGCAGACGGUCGCUCCGGGUGCGGGGGACGUCUUCAACAUUUUCGCCAACGUACCCGACGUGCAGCUGCAGCCGGACGAGGCGUAUCCGAAGUGGCUGUGGGACGUGGAGAAGCCGCAGCCGACGUACGGCGAGCUCUCCCUGAUGUUCAUCUACGGCCAGAACAUCGAGGCUGCGACGCUUCCGCUCUACAAUCGGUUCCUCCGCAUGCACCGAAAACUUUGCAUCAAGGUAAACAACUUAAGGCUGAAAAAAUCAAAAAGACGGGCGUCGAUUCAGGUGGACUGAGCUUUAUUUUGUUGGGAAAACGAAAACGAAUCAAAUCUGCAAUACCAAGAAUCUGAGAAUAAAG
Amoebophrya sp. A120 is the source of this 1309-nucleotide messenger RNA. Lineage: Eukaryota; Dinophyceae; Syndiniales; Amoebophryaceae. The record is from the annotation of a GenBank genome assembly.